ACGGGCAGAAGCGGCUGCCAAUGAGCUUCGCUGAGUAGUAAAGGGGGUAGGGCUAGCCCUUAAAGGAGCCACGACCCGUUAGGAGACCAGAGAAUGAUCCAGAUGAUGGCGGCCGGCGCGGCCCUAGCCUUGGCCCUGUGGCUCCUACUGCCGUCAGUGGGGGUGAGAGGAGCAGGGCCCCCACCGAUCCAGGACGGCGAGUUCACAUUCCUGCUGCCUGCGGGAAGAAAGCAGUGUUUCUACCAGUCUGCGCCGGCUAACGCAAGCCUUGAGACCGAGUACCAGGUGAUCGCAGGUGCUGGGCUGGAUGUGGAUUUCACGCUGGAGAGCCCUCAGGGCGUGCUGUUGGUCAGUGAGUCCCGCAAGGCAGAUGGGGUGCACACGGUAGAACCCACGGAGGCUGGGGACUACAAGCUGUGCUUUGACAACUCCUUCAGCACAAUCUCCGAGAAGUUGGUGUUCUUUGAACUCAUCUUUGACAGCCUGCAGGACGAUGAGGAGGUCGAAGGCUGGGCAGAGGUCGUUGAGCCUGAGGAGAUGCUGGAUGUCAAGAUGGAGGACAUCAAGGAGUCUAUUGAGACCAUGAGGACCCGUCUGGAGCGUAGCAUCCAGAUGCUGACAUUGCUGAGAGCCUUUGAGGCACGUGACCGCAACCUGCAGGAGGGCAACCUGGAACGGGUCAACUUCUGGUCAGCUGUGAAUGUGGCUGUGCUGCUGCUAGUGGCUGUGCUGCAGGUCUGCACACUCAAGCGCUUCUUCCAGGAUAAGCGCCCUGUGCCUACGUAGCCCGUCCAUGAAGAACAGGGGAAAGGAGUGGCAGCAGGGUGCAUGUGUGAGACUUAUGAGGUCCCUUCACUAACAGUUUCCUGUGGGAGGGGAGGCUGUGCACUAUGGGCCUGAGGUGUGGCCCCCUAUGUCUUCCCUUCCAGGCCAGAAUACUUGCUGGCUUGCAGGUCUGGGCCAUGCAGAAGAGGUGGCUCAAUGGCUGUACUCACUUUCCUGGAAAUUGUGCAUGUGGGGGGCAAUGCAGCAUUUGAAUGCAACCCUGGGAUUUUCUGGCCCUGCCUCUUUCCCCUACUAUAAAUGUGCCUUAGCCUGAGCCUUCAGCUGCACCACCACUGCCUGGUGCAG
Messenger RNA from Molossus molossus (Pallas's mastiff bat), 1131 nucleotides. It is a transcript of the gene TMED1, whose product is annotated as transmembrane p24 trafficking protein 1. The transcript is spliced from 4 exons. Bases 94 to 786 code for a protein of 230 amino acids. Gene Ontology annotation, biological process: Golgi organization; endoplasmic reticulum to Golgi vesicle-mediated transport; intracellular protein transport. The record is from RefSeq and is a predicted model, not a curated record. Gene Ontology annotation, cellular component: COPII-coated ER to Golgi transport vesicle; endoplasmic reticulum-Golgi intermediate compartment; endoplasmic reticulum. Lineage: Eukaryota; Metazoa; Chordata; Mammalia; Chiroptera; Molossidae.